This is a messenger RNA of Drosophila navojoa, 2389 nucleotides long. It is a transcript of the gene 5PtaseI, whose product is annotated as inositol polyphosphate-5-phosphatase A. The record is from RefSeq and is a predicted model, not a curated record. NCBI's taxonomy places the organism in Eukaryota, Metazoa, Arthropoda, Insecta, Diptera, Drosophilidae. Gene Ontology annotation, biological process: phosphatidylinositol dephosphorylation. Gene Ontology annotation, molecular function: inositol-polyphosphate 5-phosphatase activity.
UGUUUUUUUGUUACAUCCCUACUGUUCUCUGCUUUAACAAACCAAAAGAUACAUAAAUUUAGGGAAUAUCAGAUAAAAUGGAAACAAAAAAGGGCAAUUCAGAUUCAGAUACGAAGAUAUUGCUAGUAACAGCCAAUGUGGGAAGUUUAUUUGAAGAUCCACAAAGAUUACUCACAAUAUGGCUGGAAGAGUUCAUCGGGAAUGUAACAAAAAUCAAUCCCAGAUUUUUAGCUCUACAUCUGCAAGAAGUGGGUGGUAAGACUUACGAAAAUUCGAUGGGAAAUGUACAAGAAUUUAUCCGACGUUUGUGCGAGGCAAUGGCAAAGACUGAAUUUAUAUUCGUCCGAAUAUAUAUGGAUGAGGACUUCAAGUCAGCGGAGCAUUUUACAGCACUUGGCAAUAUUUACUUCGGCCACAAGGAUAUAUGUACUUUAAGAAUAUGGAAUUUUUUAACACAUUGCUGGGAUGAUAACCAAUUAGACAAUGAGAGGCAAAUAUUUUGUGGUAAUAUUGAAACAGUUCCUACCAAGGAGAAAGCCAAGUUUCCUCAGCACUUUUUUCCAGAGUGUAAAUGGUCACGAAAAGGAUUUAUGCGAACACGAUGGGAAAUUAAUGGCACAGCCAUUGAUCUAGUCAAUAUACACCUUUUUCACGAUGCCUCCAAUUUGGCUGCAUGUGAGGAUUUUCCAUCUGUAUACUGUAAAACAAGGAGAAGAGCCCUGAUACAUACUAUUGAAAGAUUUCACUUGGAUGACAAAAAUGGUUCCGUCCCUUUUUUCUUGUUUGGAGAUUUUAAUUUCAGAUGUGACACAGCGGGCGUUGUGAAAGAAUUAACUACAAAUUUAACUGCGCAUCGUCUUCAAAGUGUAAAGAAUGAAAGUACUAAGAUUAAUUAUCGCAACACAGAUGGCAACAACAUACUUACUGUAGGCAAAAAAGAAUUCAGUCACGCUGAUCAUCAACUCAAAUUUAAAGAGUUAUGGUUGAAGGAGUUUGACAAGGAACUGGCACCACUUUCGGAGUUUUUGGUUGAAUAUCCAAUAAAUUUCAUUCCAUCAUAUCCCUUUGAAGAAGAUCCCGAAAUGCCUACCGAUUAUAUGUCAACUAGGUGUCCAUCAUGGUGCGAUCGUAUCUUAAUGUCUCCACAAGUCAAAGACAUCAUUGACACUGAUGAAUGGACAUAUGACAUGAUUGGAGAGUCGGUAUGCAUGGGCGAUCAUAAGCCUAUUUACUUAACUGUUCGUCUAAAGCCAAACAAAGGUACUUAUAGAUCAUGUGAUUGCAGUUGUACACACACAAAUGCUAAUAACAACAACAACUUAACAUCACCCGUUAAAUACACGACUUGUCCCUAUAUAAGCAAGUUAUAUAGUCAAGUUAUAACAGAAGGUAAAAUUCUAAGUCAUGAAAGAAAAUCAAAAGACUGCCCCUUAGAAUUUGCUGAAGGCCAUUUAGUCGACUUCGCAAACAGCGCCAGCGGAUACGACACUACUAAUAUAGAGACUGCCUUAAGAGCUGGGGAUGACGAAACUAGGGAAAAAGCCACGUCAAAACAUCCCAGCAUUAGCAUCAAUUUAAUUGAUUCUGACAACAUAUAUGUUUGUAUGUGUACACAAGCGUAUAACCAUGACUCUUGCAACACAGAGCUUGAGGCUCCGCAUGAGAGUGCCAUUUGCCCAAUGUGCCGUAAUCUGAUGAAAAAGCAGCCCGCUGAACACCGGUAUAGGUUGUUUUCCAAUAGUGUAGUAUUAUCAGACAAUAUAAUAGUAAAUCAAAUGGACAUGCAGCAUCUUAAUACCUACGUCGAGAACUCGCAUAUGGACCCGUACACACCAGAAAGCAAUGAGUCUCACUCGCCAUAUCCCGAGCUGAGAAGCACAACCACAAGUGCUUCCAGUAAUAGUUGCAAAAACGAACCUAGCAUGGAUGUCCUCAGUGAAGAGCUUGAUAAGCAAUACGCAAAUGUAAAUGCCAAUGCAAAUGAUGACUUAUUUCCAUUACAAUCAGUCCAUCCACUUGCAAAUCAGCAGUCCAGAAACUCUGUUACACCUGUACAAUUAAAGUCACGUUUAGAAGACCUACAACGACUACACACCUCUGAAAGGAGUGAGGCUCCCGUUGGGAAGGGUGAUGUUAAUAAUGUUGACACUAUCUGCACCCCAAAGUCUCUUUCGAAUAGUGCAAAUCGCAAUCCUAGCAUUUUUUCUAUGUGCUGUACAAUUCACUAAUAUAAGUUUCUAUAUCUAUUUUAUUGUUAUCGGUAUUUUUAAGUUGUUUUUAUUUGAUUAAUGCUUUAUUUAAUAUCUUUACAACUGUUUUGUUUAUCUCUCUCUUUGUUACUAUAACUGUGUAUAUAAGCAAUAUUAUCAAAUUGAUUCUUCGAUAUGAU